Messenger RNA from Lathyrus oleraceus (garden pea), 877 nucleotides. RefSeq lists its product as uncharacterized. The coding region runs from base 112 to 726 and encodes 204 amino acids. The transcript is spliced from 2 exons. Lineage: Eukaryota; Viridiplantae; Streptophyta; Magnoliopsida; Fabales; Fabaceae. The record is from RefSeq and is a predicted model, not a curated record.
UUUCUUUCUAUUACACAUUUCAAUAAAAUAUUCGUUUCCCAUUGAGAAUUUUCCUUUGUUGUGGAAAUUAAAACAAUAACUACUCACUCAAUUUCAUCUUUUACGCUCAAAAUGGGUCUUCAAAUUCCACAUGACAACAAGCUUGAAGACGACGACCAACCGAUCUGUACGAACGUCGAUUUAUCCCUUCACAAAACAGAUCCUCAUGAUGUGCUCUUACAUAUUCCGGAGGUUGAUUUUGAUUUCCCCAGUGAUUUGAACAAAUUGUCCUCCCUGUCGGAUAAUAAUGAAUCAUAUGUUGCUCCUCGCUUACACAAAUUAAUUUCAGAACAGGACUUACGCAAGGAUAUUCUACGAAGUUGUUCAUCUUUUUUAGUCUCAAGUGUUGUUUUUAUUGGUCUUCUCUACAAUAUAUGGAGCUGCCUAUUUUCCCACCAAAAACAACAUAUUCACCGCCUUUCCAUAUGGAUGUCCUUGUUGAGCUUGUUUUGUUCUAUGGUGUUUGUUUGUUCUGUGGCUGUAAUAAUUCUCGUUGGUGCAGUAUUCACCCCUAUGCAGAAAGCUAUGCUUAUCGUUUGGCUUGUUUUGAUGCAUCUUCAAUCUGCUAACUCAAUCCUUGAAAUUUGCGUUAUAUUACUCGCUGGAUUUUUUAUGGCGUCGUAUGCUUUUUGGAAAAAGGAAUCACCAAGUGAUGAAAGUGAUUUCAAAUCCUCAAAUAUAUGCUAGCUAAUAAGUUGUCAGCUCAAACAAUAAUAUGAAUAUGCGUGGUUUCUUUUUAAUCCCAGUCUUGUGUUUCUUCUAGAUUUUGUCUUUGUAAUUUGCAGCUCAUCUUAUGAUAAAAUCAGCUCUGUGAUGUGUUGUCUUGGAUUUUACGUUA